Molecule: messenger RNA, 1050 nt
Organism: Mytilus trossulus (common blue mussel)
Lineage: Eukaryota; Metazoa; Mollusca; Bivalvia; Mytilida; Mytilidae
Product: beta-1,4-N-acetylgalactosaminyltransferase bre-4-like
Exons: 7
Coding region: 1-1050 (349 amino acids)
Biological process (GO): carbohydrate metabolic process
Cellular component (GO): Golgi apparatus
Molecular function (GO): galactosyltransferase activity
Source: RefSeq, a predicted model, not a curated record
AUGUCAAAAUGGGUACAAGUAUCGGACCAGUUGUACUCGAGUUCGUCUCGCCUAGCACAAUUGCAACCAUCAAUAUUAAGAAUACCAAAGGGUUCUCAAAGUGCUCCUUCAUCUCAUAUAGAACAGUCAACAAAGUCAGUGAUAAAAUCAGAUAACAACGUGACUUAUGUGUGCAGUAAAAAUGUAUCAAAUGUGACCGGUGAAGAUUGUUUGCCGUUGUGUCCAGUAAUUUCAGAUAAAUUAGUUGGCGAUUUAGCAUCUUAUAUCGACUCCCCAACAUAUUAUGACCUAGACAAACUGUAUCCUUGGGUUCGAGAUGGAGGGAGGGGAAAACCGUCUUACUGUUACCCGCGCCAUCGUGUUGCCAUCAUCAUUCCAUACAGGAACAGGGAUAGUCAUCUACGGACAUUUUUAUAUAAUAUUCAUCCCAUGCUUAUUAGACAGGAGUUGGAUUAUGGAAUUUAUGUCGUAGAACAGACUGGAAGUUCUAGAUUUAACCGUGCCAUGCUGAUGAAUAUUGGAUAUGCAGAAGCAAUGAAGAUACACGAUUAUCAAUGUUUUGUCUUCCAUGAUGUGGACUUAAUUCCAGAAAACGAUAAAAAUAUUUACAACUGUCCAAAACAACCAAGACAUAUGUCAGUUGCAAUAGAUAAAUUCAAAUACCGAUUGCCUUUCCCUAGAAUAUUUGGAGGUGUGACAUCGUUAACAGUGGAACAAUUCCAAAAAGUCAACGGGUUUCCGAAUAGAUAUUUUGGCUGGGGAGGUGAGGACGAUGAUAUGUGGAAAAGAGUUCACAACGCUGGAUAUAAAGUGAUCCGAUAUUCUGAGCAAAUAGCUCGCUAUAAGAUGAUUAAACAUGGUAAGGAUAAAGGAAAUAAAGAUAAUCCUGUCAGGUUUAAAAUGCUGAAAUAUAGUGACAAAUAUUUUAAAACGGAUGGCAUUAAUAGGCUAACGUAUAAAGUAUUAAAAAUAGAGUUUAAUCAUCUCUUCACACGAGUCCUUGUUGACAUAGAUGAAAAAAAAGUUAUGGCGGAAUGUGACCCAUACUGA